AUCAUAUCUUUUAAGACUCGUGAAGAGGGAGGGGGUGAAGAAGCUUGGUGUACGGUGGUUUUGCUUUUAUAUAUACACACACGACUCUGCAUGUUCUUUUAUUUUUAGGAAAUUGGUAUUCCGGGGAAAACAAUUUGAUUGAGAUGGCUGACGACGAUUUUCCUGCUCCUCCGACUAGGUUGAUGAAUUUUGUCUCUGAAGGACAGUUGGAUGAAGCUAAGAGAAGUCGGGGUGCGCGAAUUGAAGAUGGCACUGCCCAGAGAGAUAGGUCGCUCUUCGAGAUCUUAAAGGAGAAUAAGGACAAGAAAGAUACAGAAUUUAAUGAACGAUUCAAGCAUAGACCACCCAAAGCCUUGGAUGACGAUGAGACUGAGUUUCUUGACAAAUUAGAGAUGUCAAGGAAAGAAUAUGAACGUCAAAUGGCGGAUGAUGAAGCCCAACAGCUGCAGAGUUUCCAAGCAGCGGUGGCAGCACAGUCUACCAUAACACAGGAGCUCAAGGAAUUGCCCUCUGAUCCUAAAGUCCAGGAACAAAAAAUUGUGGGGAGAAAGCAUCCACCACCUCGCCCUUUAGGUAUGAUUAUAAAAGUGAAGCCACAGGCGAAGAAAGCAAAGCUUGAUCUGGAAGAUUCAGGAGAAUCUUUGGAUGUGGAGAAAACACCUAAUCUUGAUGCAGUAGAAUUAUUAGGGUUGAAGAAAAAACCCAAUGGUGAUGAGUCUCAUGUUGCAGCUAAUACUGGUCUGGUUUCAUACAGCGAUGAAAGUGAAGAAGAUGACUAGUCUCGUCCUGUGCAUUUUUUGAGAGAAGCUUGUCUUGUUCUAUAGUCUAUUAGUAAUUUGGAUUUAGGUUUCUUGUAUGGAUAAAUCCACCCUCCCACCGAGUGUAGGGCAUACCCUGGCAUUGCCGGAACUGGUAGCCAGCCAGGGUAGGAGGUCGAUCUUGAGGAUAGUGUGAGGGAUUGUAUGUUUUUGAUAUAAUAGUUUCAUUUUAAUUUCAAAAAGUAUUUGAAUCA
Messenger RNA from Cornus florida, 1012 nucleotides. RefSeq lists its product as uncharacterized. The transcript has 7 exons. Gene Ontology annotation, cellular component: nucleus. The record is from RefSeq and is a predicted model, not a curated record. NCBI's taxonomy places the organism in Eukaryota, Viridiplantae, Streptophyta, Magnoliopsida, Cornales, Cornaceae. Bases 144 to 779 code for a protein of 211 amino acids.